Messenger RNA from Metarhizium brunneum ARSEF 3297, 951 nucleotides. RefSeq names its product Methylglutaconyl-CoA hydratase (gene auh). NCBI's taxonomy places the organism in Eukaryota, Fungi, Ascomycota, Sordariomycetes, Hypocreales, Clavicipitaceae. Gene Ontology annotation, cellular component: mitochondrion. The record is from RefSeq and is a predicted model, not a curated record. Gene Ontology annotation, biological process: fatty acid beta-oxidation.
AUGCCUCCUCGCAUGUCGCUCUCGUCCCCUCGCGCGACCGCGACAUUCAUCCGCCGCCUCUACUCCACCGAAACCGAACCUCUCAUCCGCGUCACCAACAUCCCCUCUGCUUCCUCUGGCCACAUUCGCGUCCUCGAGCUCAACCGCCCCAAGGCCCGAAACGCCAUCUCCAAGGCCCUCCUGACCGCUCUCCGCGCCGAAGUCGACGACGUCCAUGCGCAGUAUGGUCCCAAUGGCGAGGAGACGGGCGUAGCUAGGCCCGGCGUCAGCGCCAACCUGGGACCAACGAGGGCCUUGGUGUUGGCCAGCGCCGUCGAUGCCUGUUUCUGCGCCGGGGCAGACUUGAAGGAGCGCAGGGGGUUCACGCAGGAAGAAACGGCUGCAUUCCUCGCCAAUCUCCGCGGCACAUUCACCACCCUCUCCAACCUUCAAAUCCCCACCAUAUCAGCCAUCUCGUCCCUCGCCCUCGGUGGCGGUCUCGAGCUCGCUCUCUCGACACACUUCCGCGUCCUCUCGUCCAAUGCAACCAUCGGCCUGCCGGAAACGCGGCUUGGCAUCAUCCCCGGCGCAGGCGGCACCCACCGUCUCCCAGCCAUCAUUGGCCUCUCCAGAGCCCGAGACUUGAUCCUCACGGGCCGCCGUGUUGCGGCGCCGGAGGCGUACUUUAUGGGCAUUGCGGAUCGUCUGGUGGAAGUGGUGCCCCAAGACGAGCGUGAUGCUUCGGAUAUUUUGCCCGCCGCCCGCAAGACUACCCUAGCAGAGGCAGUUAGACUCGCCCAGGAGAUUUGCGAGGGUGGACCAGUCGCUAUCCGCGCCGGGUUGCAGGCCGUUGCGUGGGCGAGACAAGAGAAGGAGAAUGAGAUGUAUGAGAGGGUGGUGGCGACAGAGGAUAGGAAUGAGGCGUUGAAGGCAUUCCAGGAGAAGAGAAAGCCUGUGUUCAAGGGGCGGUAA